GUUAUAGAAGAUUAAACAUAUUUUUUGUGAUGAAAUUUGGACAUUUAGAUUGAUAUUCUCACAUAUCCUAAUUCUCUAAAAGAGAUGAGUGCAGCAAAAUCUGCCCUGCAGAUUGACGAAGAGUUUCUCGAUGAUCUGGCCAGUCGAUUUAUCAUAAAUGUACCAGUGGAAGAGAGAGCAAAUCUCAUCCGGAUUUGCUUCCAAGUCGAGCUGGCUCACUGGUUCUACUUGGAUUUCUACUGUGGAGGUGAAGAUGAUCGUGGAGUAUCGUGUACCUUGAAACAAUUUGCCACUCAAAUCUUCCAACACGUGCCCUUCCUGCGUCCGCGUCUGCCGCACAUGGAUGAGAUCCUGGACAACUGGAAGAAGUACAAGUUGUCUGUGCCAACGUAUGGAGCCAUUCUCAUAUCCGAUGACCUAAACCACGUUCUUCUAGUGCAGUCGUACUGGGCAAAGAGCUCUUGGGGCUUUCCCAAAGGAAAAGUUAAUGAGACUGAGGAUCCUGUGCAUUGUGCUAUUCGAGAAGUUUUUGAAGAGACGGGUUUUAAUAUUUCUCACCUCAUCCAACCUGGAGAUUUCUUCGAAAGUACAUUCAAUGACCAAUUUACGCGACUCUAUGUGGUCAGCAAUGUUCCCAAGGACACCAUAUUUGCUCCCCGGACUCGCAAUGAGAUCAAAUGCUGCGAGUGGUUUCCCAUUGAUCUUCUACCUAGCAAUAAAACUGAAACAGAUACAAAAUCCACAGUUGGCUUCAAUGCUAAUUCCUUUUUCAUGAUUAUGCCCUUUAUGAAGCGUCUCAAGAAGUGGGUACAUACACGUCGGGAAAAUGGAAAGCCAUCCACAGGAAAAACUGAUAGCAAGAAACGUCAGCGGCAUAAGUCAAUGGGAGAACUUGAGAGUAUCUGGACCACAAGCGAGGGUACCAUUGUGGUGCAAAACAGUGAACUUAAGAGGCGCGACAAGGCGUCAAAGGCCAAUCCGAAGCGUCAGUUGUUCGGAUCUGAUGCCUUUGCCACCUCCACUCCUGAUGCCAGUCCCGGAAUCAUGACCAAGAAUACUCCAACACAGCAGAAAUCAACCCCAAUAACCCCCAAAGCCAAAGCCAAGGGCUCCGAGAGUGGCCCCAAGAAGCCCCCUCCUCGACCCCAGUUUGUGUUGACACCGUGCUGGGAAUGGGACAACUUCAGAUUCGAUAUUGACCGAAUCUGUGAUUUACAACAACAAACUGUCAGAUUGUAAAAUCCUGUCGAUUUUAUUAAGUCCGCAAAUACAUUUUUACUUUGA
Molecule: messenger RNA, 1284 nt
Organism: Phlebotomus papatasi
Lineage: Eukaryota; Metazoa; Arthropoda; Insecta; Diptera; Psychodidae
Gene: DCP2
Product: m7GpppN-mRNA hydrolase
Exons: 2
Coding region: 85-1239 (384 amino acids)
Biological process (GO): deadenylation-dependent decapping of nuclear-transcribed mRNA; nuclear-transcribed mRNA catabolic process, nonsense-mediated decay
Cellular component (GO): P-body; cytoplasm
Molecular function (GO): RNA binding; manganese ion binding; 5'-(N(7)-methylguanosine 5'-triphospho)-[mRNA] hydrolase activity
Source: RefSeq, a predicted model, not a curated record